This is a messenger RNA of Zasmidium cellare ATCC 36951, 1881 nucleotides long. RefSeq lists its product as uncharacterized. NCBI's taxonomy places the organism in Eukaryota, Fungi, Ascomycota, Dothideomycetes, Mycosphaerellales, Mycosphaerellaceae. Bases 1 to 1881 code for a protein of 626 amino acids. The transcript is spliced from 3 exons. The record is from RefSeq and is a predicted model, not a curated record.
AUGUCGGAGCAAUGGGAUGCACUCGUUGCGCGCGCCAACGCAAAGAGAGAAGCCCAAACGAUCAAGCCUGGCGAACUGCUCGGCCUCGACCGCCCGAUCAGUGGCUAUCCAGAGCACAGUUUCCCCGAGGUCGACGGCUCGCGACCGAGAUUCCCCAAUGCGAUCCAGGACUGGAAUGGUACGCCGUUGACUUUGCGGGAGAGGAGUAUGAUUGCUUUCAUGAAUGAGAUCACCGACAAGCCGGAGUGGACGAGGAAGGUGAAUGAUGAGGAGAUUGUGGGCAAGUGGCGGAAGGAGAGGGAGGAUAAGGAGAAAGAGACUGAGCCGGAGAGGGCGUUGACUGAGAAGAUGUUCGAUUACUGUCUUCUCGAGCUUCGCGAUUAUGCCGAGUUCCUGGACGAGAAUGGCUUCGUACCCGCCAUUGAUGCCGAGGCUGCAGUGUACAAAUCCGACACCAUCAUCCCAGACGCAGUGAAAGACGAGCUCAAAGCGGCAGCUGCACCGCUUGAGGACGUCCCAGCAAAAGACAAGGACUGGCACCCGGGCUCAGACGAUAAGGUGCUGGACCUCGUGCAUCCAUCGCUCUUCCCUCUCCUUUAUGGCCGCAGCAGGAUCCUGAAAGAUGGGAGCGUCACCCUCGAGGACUGCGAGAAGUUCACCGGCAAGGGCGAGAUCAUGCCAGUUCCCGAUGAUAAGCAUCUUGAGGUCACUUCAUUCCCCGGUCUCAGCAAUUGGGGUGGGCGUUUCGCAGGGGGAAAGCAGCACUUCUUCUCCAAGAAGUUUCAGUGGCUUCCAUGCGAAGUCAAGUUCGGCGAAGACGAGUCUUGCAAGAUCAGCAGCUACAUCAACAACCUGCACCCCAAGCAACACAAGCCCCUGUAUGAAGCCAUCGAGAAGGUCAUUGCCAAGACCAUACCGAUGUGGAAUAAGACGUUGACUUCCACGGAGCGCAUGAACUACCCGUCUCGCAUCGAUAGCGACAAUGCGUACUGGAUUGACCACGACGCCGAGCAAGACUCAAAGGAUGACGAUGACGAGGAUGAAGACGAGGACGAGGACGAGGAUGAUGAAGAUGAAGAUGAACGACACCGGAAUCGUACCCUUGUCAUGCCAGAGCCCGACGAUUACGCCGUCCGGAAAGACUACACGUAUCCAGACUGGAAUCCCGCUCCUAGUGUCGUAGACUUGCGCAAGAAUUGGGCAAAGCAAGGUCUGCAAGUCAUUGUCAAACUCGCCAACAUCCACCUCACGCCAGAGAAGCCAACGUAUGACGGCGGCUCAUGGCACGUCGAAGGCCAACUAAACGACCACAUCUGCGCCUCAGCCCUCUACUACUACUCCACCCACAACAUCACCCCCUCGCACCUCUCCUUCCGCGAAGCCAUCUCCGUCGAAUACCUCUCCGACAAAUCCUACGAACAAGACGACCACGAGCACUUCGAGCGUCUCUAUGACAUCCAACAGCACGGUCCCGCGAUUCAAACCCUCGGCCGGAUCUCCACCCCAGAGAACCGCCUCCUCACCUUCCCCAACAUCCUCCAGCACCAAGUCGCUCCCUUCCAACUCGCCGACCCAACUCAACCCGGCCAUCGCAAGAUUCUCGCGCUCUUCCUCGUCGAUCCACAUACUCGCAUUCCAUCCAGUGCGCACGUCCCGCCGCAGCAGAAGGCGUGGUGGAGGGAGAUGGUUCAAUCGCUGGAUCGGGUGGGGGAUUUGCCGCCUGAGUUGGCAGAUGCGGUGGUCGACUCAGCGGGAGAUUUCCCUAUUGAGUUGGAGGAGGCGAAGAAGAUUCGAGAGGAAUUGAUGGAGGAGAGGAAGUUGUUUGUGGAGGAUUGUGAGAAGAGGAUGCAGGAAGAGAGUUUCAAUUUCUGUGAGCAUUGA